AUGAGCAGAAAGGCUUGUCACGCUGGUUCUUGGUACACCGAGCAAGGACCUCAUUUAAAUGAGGAACUUACUCAGUGGUUAGAUAACGUUCCACAAAAGAUAGAAGACGAUGUCCCUAUUCCCGUACCUGGAGCUAGAGCUAUUAUUGCUCCACAUGCAGGAUAUAUGUGGAGCGGACAAGCCGCAGCAUUCGCUUAUAAGAGCAUUGAUCCCGAUUUUGUGAAACGUGUUUUCAUAUUUGGACCAUCGCAUCAUUUUAGCCUUACCAAAUGCGCGCUUUCUCAAUGUACCCAAUAUGAAACACCUUUAGGAAAUUUGAUGUUAGACACUGAAAUUAUCGAAGAAUUGAAAAAAACCGGGGAAUUUAUAUCGGUGUCUCAAGAUGUUGAAGAGGAAGAACAUAGUAUUGAGAUGCAUUUACCAUAUACUUAUAAAAUUUUGGAAAGUAAGGUUGAUUCAAUUAAGAUUGUUCCUGUUAUGGUUGGAUCUUUGAAUGCAGCCAAAGAAUCAUUUUAUGGAGAUUUAUUUGCUCCAUACCUUGCUGAUCCGUCUAAUCUGUUUAUCAUUUCGACGGAUUUUUGUCACUGGGGACCUCGAUUUUCAUACAAAUAUUAUUCAGCAUCGCCAGGGAAUAGUUCUAAUCUUACACGCGUACCUAAUAAGAAUUUACCAAUUCCAAUAUAUAAGUCCAUUGAAAAACUUGAUAGAGAAGGAAUGGAUUUUAUUGAAAAGAUAGAUCAUAAAGGGUAUGUCUCAUACCUUUCAAAAACAAAGAAUACAAUAUGUGGAAGGCAUCCCGUUGGAAUACUUUUAUGUGCAAUUGAAACAUUACAAAAAGGUUAUGACAAUGAUACAGCUGAACAACCAAGGAUUAAAUUUAUUCAUUAUUCACAGUCUAAUCAAGUAAAACACGAGGGAGAAAAUAGUGUUAGCUAUGCUUCAGCUUAUGUUUAUCUUCCUUAA
This is a messenger RNA of Funneliformis caledonium, 963 nucleotides long. The record is from the annotation of a GenBank genome assembly. NCBI's taxonomy places the organism in Eukaryota, Fungi, Glomeromycota, Glomeromycetes, Glomerales, Glomeraceae.